AUGGAUAUUUCUGUUAACUCUGAUUAUGGCGGAUUGCCUACUGAAAAUACCAUUGAAAUACCAUUGAGAGGAGGUGACGAAAUAAUUGAACUUGACACAGACCAGUUGCCCGAUGGUGAAGAAGUGCUCAACAUAUUAAAUCAAGAAAAAGCUCCCUUGCAAAUUUGGAUCACUGUUGCUAUUGCUUAUUAUAAAAAGAAAUUAUACGAUGAUUUUGAAAAAGUUCUUGAGGAAGCAUAUCUAAAUGCAGCUGAUCUUCAACCAUAUCAUGAUAGCGACUUGGUUCGAUUGCUAGAUAUGCUUGCUAAUUAUUAUGGUCGUAAAGCUUACAAAGAAAAAAGCAAGGAUAAAAAGAACCAAUUAAUUGCUCAAGCAACUAGACUUUUUACGUCAGCUGAUCGAAUUGAUAUGUACGAUCAAAAGCAUCUAUUGGGUCGAGCGUUCUUCUUUAUCUACGAAGGUGAAAAUUGGAGUCAAGCUGAUAGUCAAUUAAAUUUUGUUUUAAAUCAAGGUGCUCCGAGUGUACCAGCUUAUCUAGGCAAAGCAUGUAUUGCAUUUAAUAAAAAAGAAUAUAGAAAUGCUUUGGGAUUUUAUCGUAAAGCAUUACGAUUACAGCCAAAUUGUCCAGCUACUGUUCGACUUGGAAUGGGUCAUUGUUUUUUUCGAUUGGGCAAUAUGGAAAAGGCCCGUUUAGCGUUUAAACGAGCUUUGGAUUUAGAUCCAGAAUGUGUUGGUGCAUUAGUUGGAUUAGCUGUGUUGGAUCUUAAUGAAAAGACUCAAGAGUCAAUUAAACAAGGAGUUCAGAAAUUAUCACGCGCUUAUAAUCUUGACUCAACUAAUCCUAUGGUGUUAAAUCAUCUAGCUGAUCAUUUCUUUUAUAAAAAGGAAUAUGCUAAAGUUCAUCGAUUAGCUUUACAUGCAUUCUAUAAUACUGAAACGGAAUCUAUACGUGCUGAAAGUUGUUAUCAAAUGGCUAGAGCAUUUCAUAUACAAGAAAAUUAUGAUAAUGCAUUUCAGUAUUAUUAUUUAGCCACACAACUUGCUUCUCCAACAUUUAUUUUACCAUUUUAUGGUCUUGGUCAAAUGUAUUUACAUCGUAAUGAUUUAGAACAUGCUGCUAUGUCAUUCGAACGUGUACUAAAAGAUAAUCCAAAUAAUUAUGAAACUUUAAAAAUACUAGGUAGUUUGUAUGCUCAAUCUAACAAGCCAGAUAAACGUACACAGUCAAAACAAUUAUUUAAACAAGUAACUGAAAGUCAACCGGAAGAUGUCGAAGCAUGGAUUGAAUAUGCUCAGUUAUUAGAUAACGAUAUUAAUGGAGCUUUAGAUGCUUAUUCUAAAGCAUUAACAAUUUUAGAGAAUAUUCAGCUGGAAAUUGCACCAGAAAUUUUAAACAAUAUUGGUGCACUUCAUUUUAUAAAAGGAGAAUAUGAUAAAUCUUCUGAAUUUUUCACACGGUCAUAUGACCGUAUUCUUGAAGAGCAAAGAAAUGAAGAGAAUGAAUGUGGUGGAGAUAGUUCUGGAUUAACUAACGAUGAUUACUAUCAUGGAUUGAGUAUUACAGUUCGUUACAAUCAAGCAAGACUUCAUGAAGCUCAAGGUAGAUCAGAUUUAGCUGAAGAAAUUUAUAAGAGUAUUCUACUACGACAUCCAAGUUAUAUUGAGUGUUACCUUCGUUUGGGUUGUAUUGCACGUGAUCGAGGACAGAUUCGUGAUGCUUCAAUUUGGUUCAAAGAAGCUUUAGAUGUAGAUCAAGAUAAUCCAGACGCUUGGACACUGAUUGGAUUAUUACACUUAAAUAAAAAUGAAGUUGAACAAGCCCAGAAGAAAUUUGAUCGGAUUAUUAGACAGCCAGCGUAUAGAGCAGAUGCAUUUGCACGUAUAUGUUUAGGGAAUAUUUGGUUAACUACUCUACAUCAUCCUAUCAAAGAUAAAGAUAAACGUAAAAGGCAUCAGGAUCGUGCAUUAUCUUUCUAUAAAGCUGUUCUAUGCGCUGAUCCUAGAAAUAUAUGGGCUGCACAUGGUAUUGGUUGUGUAUUAGCACAUAAAGGAUUUGUUAAUGAAGCUAGAGAUGUAUUUGCACAAGUUCGUGAGGCAACGGCUGAUUUCCCAGAUGUUUGGAUUAAUAUAGCACAUAUUUAUGUUGAACAAAAACAAUACACUGCUGCAAUUCAAAUGUAUGAAAAUUGUAUUAAGAAAUUCUCUCGACAGAAUAAUACAGAAUUGUUACAAUAUUUGGCUAGAGCACAUUUUAAAGCUGGUCAAUUGAAAGAGUGUAAAACUAUGCUAUUAAAGGCUCGUCAUGUUAAACCAUGGGAUCCUGUAUUAACAUUCAAUUUGGCUUUUGUUCAAAAAAGAUUAGCUGUUACUGUGCUACAAGAUGAGACAAGUAGUUUUUCAUCUGUUUGUGAAGCAAUAGCUGAUUUAAAUAUGGCCAGAUGUACAUUUAAUCAUUUGUCAAAGUUAAAUGAAGUGUUAAAUCAAGCUAUGGCGGCUGAUGAAGCACGUAUCUGUCAAGAUCUAUUAAGUCAAGCUAAAUAUCAUCUUGAUAGAGCUAAAUCACGUGAAGAACAAGAACGAGUUGUUCGAAAACGUCAAGAGGAAGAACGUGAAGCACAACGUAAGCGUCAAUUGGAAUUACAACAACAAGCUGAACAAAUGCGACUUGAUCGUGAACGACGUUUAGAAGAAGAACGUGGACGUUUCUUGGAGAAAGCUAAACAAAUUAUAAUUGAACCAGUUGUAGAGGAGAAAAAAUCACGUCGUAGUGGUGGCGGUAGUCGAAAACGUGAUGAUUUUAUUGCAUCUGGUGAUGAGGAAAGCAGUGACGGUUCUAAUGAGGCGGAAGCCGGUGAUCGUUCAGAAAAUGUGGAUAGUGUUGGUCAACAGAAACAAAAAAAGAUUGGAAAUAAACGUCAAAGUUCCGAGUCAAAGGAAGGAAAUCUUUUGCGUAAAAAGUCGAGAUUCUCUACUUCACGUGAUGAUGGAUUAUCAGCUAAACAAAGAAUGAGAAUAGUUAGUAAAGCUAUUGUUUCUGAUUCAAGUGAUAGUUCAAGUAGCGGUGAAGAAGAUGAACAUUAAAACAUUUACAAAUAAAUAUGUAGGUAUGAUUACUAACAUCUUAGUGAUUUUUUUCUUCACAAAAUGGAAUGAUAUCUAGUUGAUAAGUUAAACAACAUUAAAAC
This is a messenger RNA of Schistosoma intercalatum, 3185 nucleotides long. NCBI's taxonomy places the organism in Eukaryota, Metazoa, Platyhelminthes, Trematoda, Strigeidida, Schistosomatidae. The record is from the annotation of a GenBank genome assembly.